This is a messenger RNA of Aspergillus alliaceus, 1278 nucleotides long. RefSeq names its product DUF952 domain-containing protein. The record is from RefSeq and is a predicted model, not a curated record. NCBI's taxonomy places the organism in Eukaryota, Fungi, Ascomycota, Eurotiomycetes, Eurotiales, Aspergillaceae. The transcript has 3 exons. The coding region runs from base 581 to 982 and encodes 133 amino acids.
CAUAUUUCUCUCCAUGCAGGAAGAACGUGGGCAAGACUCAUCACAUGCCAGAUUAUAACUCAGCCCAUGCUUUCUCUAUCUAGAUAUAUCUCUAUCACUCUCUUGUAUCUUGAAACACAUCGAGCUGCCUGUUCAUCACAAUAUAUUGAUCAAGGUCGGUUGUGGUGUACGGUUAUCUGAACGUCAAACUUGCUGGAUAAAGCCAAACUGCACUCCAAGAACAACUUGAUAAUAGUAUAUACCAACCUUUUAGGUCAGAAUCUUGUUAAAUCAGCAGGGUUCUGGAGUUUCCGAGCAAGUCAGUGUGAAAUUAAAGGAUGGGUUGGUUGCCCAUGUUACAGGGGCCCAACUCAUAAGUUGAAUUAUUCUUCCCGCGUUUUCCAACCUCUAUGGAAAAGUUACAUAGAUAGCUUUCGCAUGCUGUCGUCUGUUAAUGUGGUUCAUAAACUCUGCAGUCGAACCUUGGUAGUGGUGAGUUAACUAACUAACUAAUCAUUACCCACUUAGGGGUGAAGGCCAGUUGAAAAACCCAUCGAUCACCAUUCGAACUAGUCUCACAACUCAACAGACAACCGGAAAUAUGACGGACAAAGAGCCUCUCUAUAUCUAUAAACUCGUGCCUUCAUCGGCGCCCGUCCGAGAACCUCUUCCGGAGCGACUCCCCGUCAGUGAGCUCGAUCAAAAAUCGGGUUUUAUUCAUCUCUCCACCGCAUUUCAGGUGCCAAACACGCUCAAGUUCUUCUUCAAAGAUGAGCCUCUUGUUUAUGUGCUACGGAUUCCGUUCAAGCGCGUAGCUGAGAAUCUUCAAUGGGAAAAUCCCGAGGGCACCGUAUGCGGGCCGCGACCUAAGGAGGGGCUGUUUCCGCAUUUAUACAACGACCUCAAGUUGGGGAAGGAGGAGGUGGAGAGCAUCGCCAUUUGGGUCAACGACAAUGGGUGGGAUAAUGCUCUCUCACAAGCGACGCCCUGGCUUGUAUAUUAGGAGCCUCGGUCAAGCUACUAUUUUAAUAUUGAAUAUUGCAGGAAUGGAUGGGCUUUUCCAUUGUUUCAUCUGAGUACUAUGGCAAUAUGUUACGUUGUACACACGAAGUACAUAUUGGAAACAAAAUUUAAUCACAAACAUUUGAAGGCAUGAAGCUCACUUUUACCAAACCAUUCAUAGGCAUGUUCUAGUCACCCAAUGGAUAGCAGUGCAAAGUUUGACCAUCUGUGUCGGCAAGCGAGCGUCUCAGCAUAGCACAAACAGUUUUAUCUUGAGAAAGAAUGAUUAGACUUACA